Messenger RNA from Salpingoeca rosetta, 4609 nucleotides. RefSeq lists its product as uncharacterized. The record is from RefSeq and is a predicted model, not a curated record. Lineage: Eukaryota; Choanoflagellata; Craspedida; Salpingoecidae. The transcript has a single exon. The coding region runs from base 80 to 4609 and encodes 1509 amino acids.
UGAAUCAGCUGUCGCAUCUGAUACUGCUUUGCAAUGUCUUCGUUUGAUUUUCGACAACCCACGCAAACAACCAGCCAAGAUGUUAGGCACACCUCUUCACGACCAGCUGCAGCAGCCUGACUCCAGCACUGAGUCCGCCCAGACCCACACCGCUACCACCGUCGACGACACCACCAUCGACACCACCAUCGCCUACGACAACACCGUCGACACCACCACCGCCCACAGCACCACCGUCGACACCACCACCGCCCACAGCACCACCGUCCACGACACAGCCAUCGCCCACAACACCGUCGACGACACCACCAUCGCCCACAACACCGUCGACGACACCACCAUCGCCCACGACAACGCCGUCGACACCACCACCGCCCACAGCACCACCGUCGACGACACAACCAUCGCCCACAACACCGUCGACGACACCACCGUCGACACCACCAUCGCCCACAACAACACCGUCGACGACACAACCAUCGCCCACAGCACCACCGUCGACGACACCACCAUCGCCCACAACAACACCGUUGACGACACAACCGUCGACGACACCACCAUCGCCCACAGCACCACCGUCGACGACACCACCAUCGCCCACAGCACCACCGUCGACGACACCACCAUCGCCCACAACAACACCGUCGACGAAACCCCCGCCCACAACACCACCGUCGACGAAACCCCCGCCCACAGCACCACCGUCGACGACACCACCGUCGACGACACCACCGUCGACGACACCACCACCGCGCACAACACCACCACCGCCCACGACACCAGCAUGACCACCCCUGCAAUUGUGGAAGUGGCGGACGUUACUGAAGCGACACGUGCCGUGGCCGCCUUCCACAACUCUCGCGUGUGCGGCAGCAUUUUUGUCAACGGCGCGGCAAAGGUGACCGGAGAAGGCAUUGCCACGAGCUUGAGCGACCGCCUUUGUCAUGCACCCAUCAUCGACGGCCCAUUUGAGGUGGACGCGGCCGCCUUCAACCACCCUGACUUGGGCCAACGGUACGAAGACGGACAACCCGAAGCAGCAACACACCAAAGCGUCGAGUGUGACGACCGCAGAAGUGUGGUGCGCAUGUUCAAACUCAAAGGCACGCAUGGGCGGUUCAGGCUGGACAUUGUGCGCACAACGGCAGACGUGCACUUGAUGCUCCAGUACACCCGAUCGAAGCGGAGCGGGGCGACAUCGAAGCCUGUGUCAGAUGCAGAGCUGCACAUGGGCCUGGCAAGCAUCGCCCCCGCCAUGGUGUUGCAAACACCUCCAUCCGAGCCAAUGGCGGACCGGGUUUCGACCACAUCGGCCCUGCACCGCCACCCACCUGAAAGCAACGUCAGAGAGUACAAGACUGUGCAGCUCGACGAACCCACACCAGCGGGAAUUCAGCGCAAGGUCCUGGAGCAUGCACGCAACUACAUGGCAGAGAUGUACGCCUUGGAUGCUUCACGCGCGCCAAGGCGUGCAUACAUUGGCAUCGGCGUUGCAGACAACGGCAGCGUGGUGGGAAUCCCCGUGAACCCGUCCCCAAAGGACGCUGACUUGGAGACCCUGGCAUCAAACAUCUCACAGCAACUGCACGGCUACCUGAAAAGGCUGUUUCCAGCACCCCAGCUUGACGUGAUUGUGCGAGUGAAGAGGGUAGUGGCACCGAAAAUUGAAGAGCUGUGGCAAGCCGAAGGCAACACGGUGUACGUGCUUUCGGAAGACGACUUUAGGCGCAUGGCCAAGGCGACUGGACAGGACAAAAUGGUGCUGUUCAGAGGGGCGGUGAUGACUGAGCGGCAACAAGCUACAGGACGGGGUGGUGCUGGCCACCGAAAGUGGUGCGCGCUGGCGAGCACAGCCAAAGGGGUGUUCGAGGUUCGUGAUGAAAAGUUGCGUGGGUGGCGGAUCAAGAAGCCUGGGAAGGAGGUGGAAGUGCCGCUGUGCGUGCGCGAGUAUGACGACCUUUGCAUGGGAGAGCCGUUGAUUCUAGUUGAAGUGGAAUUCGAUGCAAAGCGCGCCUGUGUAUCUGGGCAUCCGACCGUCUUAUGGAACAUGGACAAGUUUGACUGCCCCAUAUGGGACGGCAAACAUGUUGUGGCCCUGACCCCCUUCGCGGCGUGGGCGUUUCAUCGCCAUCGAGUAACACCACAUCUCCUGUUCAGGCCACCCAGCAUCGGCGCGCACCCCAUGCCGGUUGUUGUGGACGCGCGCAGCGCAAGGUUCCCUGAUUGGAUGCAAGUGUUCGACGUGAAUGCUGUGGGCAACAUCCCAUGGCAAGGACCGAGCGGUGUCAUCAUGGCGUUGGGGCUGGAAACCGAAAGUGUGCAGGCGCUGUGUCGCAGUCUACCCGACAUGGAGGUGUGGGUGAGCGUUGUUGACACAGAGCCAGGGCGUCUGGAGGCCGCGCUGCAGAUGUUCCGGCGAUACCUCUCGGACACCCCGCACCACUGCGUGAGAGACGUGAGGCUCUUGCCAUCCUUGGCGUCGUUGCUUGAAGCGCAGCCACCUUCUUCUGUGGUGCGUGAAGCCACUUGCACGACGCCGGCACCCACAACUCCCAUCAGUCACUGCAUGGUUGUGCCACACCAGAGUCAGCUUCUCGGCCCACACCCCGCCACAAGCGAGGGUCAUGCGUGUGUGCAGCGGUUUCUGGCAGGGAGACGAGAUGUACCGGCCACAUCGGCAGCAGCAGAGGCCGUCGACGGCUCCGAGAGUGACGGCGGUGAGGUUGAUGGUGUCAACGAGGCGCAGUUGCCGUGGAGCUUGGUUGACACUGCCGCGGUGGAUCGGUUGCAGGAUGAGUCGUUACUGUCUCAACUGGACGCGAUUUUUGAUGAGCAACAGCAUGCAGGCUCACCGAGUCACUUUGUGUACGGGAAGGCGCCGUUUCAAGGUAUCGGCGUGACCACGAGCCUUCAGCGGGUGGCGCGGGCAUUUGUUGAGAGGAGGCGACACGACGUCUGCGUUUGGGUGCCACGCGCAUGCGACCUUCGGCAAGUGGGCCCACAGCUACAAAACUUGCUCUCGCAAUAUGUGACGACCACGACGCGGCGUGUCCUCGUGCUCGCCGACCAAGACAUUAGCCGCGCAAUUUCAGACAUUGAUCGCUGUGUGAGGUCGUGCAUGGCGAGGAAAGGGGCUUUGUUCGUGUUGUUCUACGUGAAGUUGUGCCAGCGGUACGUCGCGUCCCGUGAUGGUGCCUCUGAGUUUAUGUUCUGUCCGUUCUUGAUCGACGAAGAGAAGCCGCGCUUCAUCAAGCACUACGCAUCGCACUGCCCCCAGGCCGAGCAGCGCGUGCGGGAGCUGGAGAACACACCAGACCAUCUGCCUGUCACAUUGCUCAGUGCAGCCGUGUCACUGGGGAACUGCUGCGCCGCCUUUCGCAUGCUUAAGAGCUGUUUUGCCGCCGUCCCGGAAGACACCCAAUCUCGCCUACAGCGGCUUGCGCUACUUGAGGUGAUGGCUGGAUGUGACAUCAGCGACAUUUGGCUUCCUGGCACGGGCGUGGAGCUACCAAUGUGGAAGUGGCUCGUACGCCGCAAUGAUGGCACUGGUGGGCGGGAACGGCUGACGUCGAUGCUGUGGGCGUUCCCGUUGCUGAGAUCGCGCGGCAUCGUUCUCUCUGCUCUGCAAGAGGGUGCGUAUGCUUCCACCGACGUGCGCAGGGCUGUCGCUCAGAAGAUCGUCCGCUGUAUGAAGGCGGCGUUCCGUGAUGUCUGCGAGGCCGGGUUGAGUUUAAAGCCCUGGCUGGUGCUACUGACGGCUGAUGAGAGUGGGGGUGACGGCCUGUGCCAGAUGCCAAAAUGGAUCCAGAUGACGUACGAGCGUGGCAACAAGGGCGUGUUCGACUCUGUGUACGGCGUACUGGACUCGCUUGACGACGACAUGGAGGAGUCAGGCUACACAGAUUCCAGGGGACAGGUUGCCAUUCUCAAAACUCAGCUGCGACUGAUUUUCACGCACCCACGGCCAGCCACCAGCUGGUCUACAAUGGCAAGCAGUGGGAGCAGCGGGAACCCCGAGACUGAGUGGGCGGCGAUCCUACAGCCUUUGGAAGCGUUCGUCGAGACCAAUGAUCACUCGAGGGCGGAGCGGCACAAGCUGGGCACGAUACAGGCACAGGCAGCCAGUGAGCUAGCACGUGCUUUUCCAGCCCAGGCAGUCACGCUUGCAAAACAGUGUGUUGCAAACUUGCGGCGCUGUGUGCAGCAGCACCCUACUCGGCCGCUGAAGCCAGGCCUUUCCCAGCAGUACCUUUUGCCGGGAUUGCACAGAGCCAGCAAGCACCUGCAGCGCGCGAGCAGUGUCAUGAGAGACGUGCAAUGCAAGCGACGCCUCGAGUCGUCCAUCCAGGAUCUUGAUGGCCUGGAAUCCCAGCUGGGCGGACCCUCUGCAGACCGCAGCCAUGCGCCUUCCAACACUGAGGCCGAAGCAAACCGAGGUGAUCGUCGACUGCCGAGGACUGAAUCGGACCCAGAACCACGUGCACGAGCAACCUUACGUCGCGCGCGAGGUAUGCAGCAUUUCGUGCACAAGGCCUUGCAGCCAUGGGAAGGGCAGCCCAGCAUUGACCAGCUGUUGCACGAGGCUGAGCUUGCGUUGCCACUGAGCUGA